Messenger RNA from Nannizzia gypsea CBS 118893, 1509 nucleotides. Its product is annotated as dolichyl pyrophosphate Glc1Man9GlcNAc2 alpha-1,3-glucosyltransferase. Gene Ontology annotation, cellular component: endoplasmic reticulum membrane. Gene Ontology annotation, biological process: protein N-linked glycosylation. Gene Ontology annotation, molecular function: dolichyl pyrophosphate Glc1Man9GlcNAc2 alpha-1,3-glucosyltransferase activity. The record is from RefSeq and is a predicted model, not a curated record. The transcript is spliced from 6 exons. Bases 1 to 1509 code for a protein of 502 amino acids. Lineage: Eukaryota; Fungi; Ascomycota; Eurotiomycetes; Onygenales; Arthrodermataceae.
AUGGCUGAAUUCUAUCCUUCAUUAACUCAAUGCGCCCUUGUGGCUGCUGCGUUUAAGAUCCUCUUGUUCCCGGCAUAUAAAUCUACCGAUUUUGAAGUUCACCGCAACUGGCUUGCGAUCACUCAUUCUCUCCCGGUUAAGGAAUGGUACUACGAGAAAACAUCAGAAUGGACCCUGGACUACCCUCCGUUCUUCGCUAGCCUGGAAUGGUGUCUUUCCCAGGUUGCUGCAUUCAUGGACCCGGAGAUGCUCAAGGUGCAGAACCUGAACUAUGACUCCUGGCAGACGGUGUAUUUCCAGCGGAGCUCGGUGAUUGUUCUUGAACUGAUGCUCGUCUAUGCUUUAAAUAGAUAUAUCAAGUCUGCACCAAACCAAGGAGCCAAGGAGCUGGCUCACGCCGCCAGCGUGUCGAUUCUUCUCUCUCCUGGCCUGCUUAUUAUUGACCAUGUUCAUUUUCAGUACAACGGGUUCUUGUACGGGAUCCUUAUCCUCUCAAUUGUCCUGGCACGGAAGCAGUCUACACUGCUAUACAGCGGUAUUACAUUUGCUAUUCUGCUCUGUUUCAAGCAUAUAUACCUCUAUCUCUCGCUAGCAUGGUUCGUCUACCUUCUAAGAGCCUAUUGUCUCCACCCAAGCUCCAUGUUCAGGCCUCAGUUUGGCAACAUUGUGAAGCUUGGAGUGGGGGUUGUGGGUGUGUUUGCUGCGGCUUUUGGACCAUUUGCAAAAUGGGGUCAGCUUUUGCAAGUCAAAGACAGGCUUUUCCCGUUUUCUAGAGGACUAUGCCAUGCCUACUGGGCACCAAAUAUCUGGGCAAUGUACUCCUUUCUAGAUCGAGUGCUCAUACUUGUUGCACCUAGACUAGGAUUACCUGUCGAUGCUGGUGCUUUGGCCAGUGUGACCAGAGGGCUAGUUGGAGACACUUCCUUUGCCGUUCUUCCGGAGAUUACCAAAGAGUAUACUUUUGGACUGACGUUUGUCUUUCAAGUCGUAUGCCUUGUGAAAUUGUGGUUCCAGCCCGACUGGGACACCUUUGUGGGAGCUGUGACAAACUGUGCCUUUGCUGCCUUCCUUUUCGGCUGGCACGUCCAUGAGAAGGCCGUUCUCCUUAUCAUCAUCCCGUUCAGUCUGUUGGCCCUUAAAGACCGACGAUAUCUGGGGGCGUUCCGCCCACUCGCAGUAGCUGGCCAUGUCUCUUUGUUCCCACUUUUAUUCACUGCUGCCGAGUUCCCCAUCAAAACAGUGUACACAAUCCUCUGGCUGGUGCUGUUCCUCUUCGUCUUUGGUCGCCUUGCGCCAGCCCCAUUGAGACCCCGUGUAUUCUUGCUAGAUCGAUUUUCGCUGCUUUACGACACCGUAUCGAUACCGCUGAUCGUCUACUGCUCGCUGGUGCACGGAAUAGUGUUUGGGAAGCGAUAUGAAUUCCUUCCACUAAUGUUUACCAGUGCGUAUGCUGCUGUGGGUAUCCUGGGGAGCUGGGCAGGGUUCAUGGUAGUCUAUUUCACAUCGUAG